Ylistrum balloti is the source of this 3291-nucleotide messenger RNA. RefSeq lists its product as uncharacterized. The transcript is spliced from 13 exons. The coding region runs from base 1 to 3291 and encodes 1096 amino acids. NCBI's taxonomy places the organism in Eukaryota, Metazoa, Mollusca, Bivalvia, Pectinida, Pectinidae. The record is from RefSeq and is a predicted model, not a curated record. Gene Ontology annotation, molecular function: protein binding.
AUGGGCCCUCACCUCCAACUAGCAUCCUUUGUAUUGGGAUUCUGUAUCCUACAUCAGGCCAUAGUCAGUACUCAAAGUAACCUGGAGAUCAAAGACAUCUGUGUCGGCUCGACCUACAAGAGCAUUAAGGAGGAGGGACAAGGGGCGGUUUUGGAGGUGGGGCCAAACACUGUCCCAGCAUGGAACCCAUGUGUGAUGAGAGUUGAUACAUGUGCACACUGUAGGAUCAAGGUAGAGCCCUAUGGAAAAGAUUUCAGUCUAUUGGGCUGCAACAGAAACUACGAUGAUACUGGCAAGUCCUGUCCUUCAGGAUGUCAGUACCUGUAUAUUUUUGACCAGUUUUACAAAAAUCAGACAAUGAGCUUUUAUAAGGAUAGUUCCAGCACCAGUUGGAAUCUACCCUUUGUGUCAGAGUCAAGUGUCGUAUUUAUAGGAUUCUGUCAUGGCAGUGUACCCCUCAACAGGACUAUACAGCUGCACUAUUCCAUACAAGCUAAAGAAGAACACUAUGGAGGGGCAAGUGAUAUGUCUACAUCAGGGGAAAUAUCUUCACCAUUCUUCCCGGACCUCUACUCAUUGAACUCCGAAUAUUACAGCUACAUCAUUGAGAGUAUCAAUCAUAACGACUUUGUCUACCUCAUCUUUACAGACUGGGAUAUAUCACCCACUAGUGGAGUGUUUGUUGAGUGGGGAAAUUCAGAGGCCUUGUACAGAUAUAUUGAUGAUCGACCAGUAAUCAUGGCAGAUUCACAUAGAGUUAAAAUUGUGUUUGACACUGGAUAUGAGUAUCAACAUGGAGUGCUGAGGUCUAAUAUGGGCUUCAGAGUCAGAUAUAAGUAUAUCAACUCUGAUGUAGAAUAUAAACCUGUUCCAUCAACAAAUUGUGGAGAGUAUAGAUUCAGCGGUGGAGGAAAACUUUCACUGGACACGUCUACUACUAUCAAUUAUAAGUACUAUGACUGUGUAUGGGUGGUCCGUACUGCAUCUGGGUAUACUGACACCCUGCUUAACCUCCUCGCAUUCUCCAUUGGAUCCUCUGGUUAUGAUGAUUAUAUAGAGAUUUAUGGUGGCUUGUCCUCUAAGGGCACGUUCAUGGCGCGUAUCCGUAGUGGGGAAUCCAUUACCAAGUGGCAGUACAAGCACGCUGAAGGUUUCUAUAUUCACUUGUUUGGAAAGUUUGGACGGCUGGAUAAAGUACAACUUUCCUUUGUUUCUCUAAACAUGGAAAAGUUGUGUAGCGGCACUAAUAAUCUAUGGCGCUGUAACAAUGGCUAUUGCAUUUCUUCAACGUACAAAUGUGAUGGUAUAGAUCACUGUGGAGACAACUCGGAUGAACAAUAUGGGUGUUCAGGAAGUGGGUCCCCAUGGCAGAAAAGCAAUCAGCAGACACUGGCUUUCAGUGUGGUCAUUCCAGUGGUCAUCUCUGUCUUCCUCAUCAUUAUAUUGUUUGUACUGUUCCUGCUGGUCAGGCGGUACCGCCGUGCACAGAGAGAAGUGAUCCGCCGUGCCACAGAGGGACUUCCAUCCAUCAGUGAAGAUCUGUCCCACCCACAUGGACGUCGGAGACGGCGGCGACACCGGGGGGUAAUUGGAGAGGACCUGCCCCCAGCAUAUGAGGAGGCGAUACGUUCCCCACCUAUGUACCCGGACAUUAGUUUAGACCCACCUGGCCCAGGUCACUGGAUGCUUCCAAAACCUCCACCAUAUUCGGAAUCUGUAAAUGCUCCCAUGGGACCUGCCAUUCCUACAUGUUUUGAAGGAGUGGAAGCUGUGUCCUCGACAGAAUGUCGUCACAACUCCAACACAUCCUCUGACUCCAGUGAGUCUGAGCAGUGGGAUGGACCUCAUAUUCAUCACCUGACUGAUGAUAGCUCAGAUGCGUCCCCUAUUCCAAGGGUUCGCGCCACACACUCUUACAGCACUUCUUACAGUUCUGAGUCUUCAUUUGAGAAUUCUCUUACUCCAAGGCAAGUAAGAUAUGCUGGCACAGAAACUGAGACCACAGAUCUGCCUUCAAGGAGCAGAGAUGGGAGGGUUCCUAUCCAACAGGAGCAGGAGGGGCUAUCAGAGUUACCUAUCAGACAGCGAUUGAUACCCGAAGCAGAGGGCCCAUCUCAGGACACAAACAGACAUCACAAGGACAACCAGACAGAAAGACAUCAAAAGGACAACCAGACAGAAAGACAUCACAAGGACAACCAGACAGAAAGACAAACAGACUCUCAUCAAGGUCGGUCUACCGAGAGGCGUAGUGAACAGCAUGGGUUAGACUUAUCAGCUAGACGAUGGACAGACAGACGUCAUGCUACAUCAACAGAGAGGCAGGCUGAUAGAGUUCAUCGGAACAGACAAACAAACAGACAUCAACAAAGCUUGUUAACAGAAAGAGGAGCAGAACAUCAUUUUCAAGAUCAUCCUCGGGACAGACAGACAGUUAGACGUGAUGAUGUUAGACGAAACUUAUUUAAGUCUUCAGCAUCUUCAUCUCAUAAACCACUAAAUAAAGCACAGACUAAACCAAAGCGUGAUGAUCAUAAUAAAAAUAGAACUUCACCUGCAAAGGUACAAACAAGCCAUAUUGACAAUGGUAAAGAAUUAAAAUUGUCAGAUGUUCAAAAGCAAACAAGGCCACAGCCAGGGGAUGCGACGUGUCCAGUACAGGCCCUUCAUGUUGGGGAACAAUCAGGUGGGAGGCCCAGUCAGUAUCAUACCAGCAUGCCCAACAUAGCAGAUCCCCCCUCCCUCUCUAGGCCAGGCUUCCAGUCACUCAGUAACUUCAGCAGUGCAGGAGUGAUUCAGGAGGCUACUGCCAUGUCUGGAAAUAUCCAGCCCAAACAUAGGCAGUAUGCCAAAUCAUUGGAAAACAUCUCCCAGGUAGCAGGCUCUCAGGCACUGCGUCCAUUCCUGUUUGACAGCGAUCUGGAUCAUGUUCAGUCAGGAAAGCGGGACAGGGCCAAUCGGAAUUCCUGGUCUCCAAGGGAACCAGUGUCUAGGCAGAUGUUUGAAGAGAACCCUGGUUCACGAGAGGCACUCUGUGGUGACAGUAACACCCUAGUUGGGAUGGAGGAGUUUAACACUUCGUCAGGCUGUGUUAAUGCUGCAUUCUGUGAGUCGCCUACCAGAGAAAUGCCUCCUGUUUCUGAACAAAGAAAUCGUAACUUGCCACAAAGUAUACCAAACAUGCAUGUGUCCGUCACCACUUCUAAUAGCUCAGGUUCAAGGUCACAUGUUCGACAGCAGCCCUGUAUUAACCUCAGAUCUGAAUCAACUGAAGAUGAGUGUUAUGCUUGA